Messenger RNA from Serpula lacrymans var. lacrymans S7.9, 960 nucleotides. RefSeq lists its product as uncharacterized. The transcript has 4 exons. The record is from RefSeq and is a predicted model, not a curated record. Gene Ontology annotation, molecular function: tRNA-specific adenosine-37 deaminase activity; RNA binding. Gene Ontology annotation, biological process: tRNA wobble adenosine to inosine editing. Bases 1 to 960 code for a protein of 319 amino acids. NCBI's taxonomy places the organism in Eukaryota, Fungi, Basidiomycota, Agaricomycetes, Boletales, Serpulaceae.
AUGCCUUCCGAUGAAGACGAUAUAUUCGUAACGGAUUCUCUAGCAAUAUAUUCGUCUCUGAAUUUUAAGCCGGCACCAGGAAAAUUCACCAUUAUGGCGUCCUUUGCGCUGACAUCUGCCAAUAAUUCAACACGCAAGGUCAUCGCUCUCUCUACUGGAUCAAAAUGUCUCCCGGAAGUGCGCUUGCCACUGAAAGGGGACAUCUUGCAUGAUUGCCAUGCUGAAGUUCUAGCUCGUAGAUGCGCCGUCCGCUGGUUUCUUGAGGAGAUCGCGCGGUUCGCUGCAGAUCAGAGAUCAGAAUGGAUAGAGAGACAUCCCAGUGGAAAGUUCAGUCUAAAGGAAGGACUUCGUAUGAUAAUGUAUAUUUCCACUGUCCCCUGUGGUGAUGCUUCCAUGAGAUACCUGGCUUCUUCUCAAGACGACGAAAUGGCAGUUUUAAAAAACUCGACUGUGUCUCUCCCUUUUCCUCCGAAUACCGCUUCAAGGGGACGCGACAAUUACUCUCUCUACGGUGUAUUGAGAACUAAACCAGGCAGGGCUGAUUCGCCGCCGACAUUGUCCAUGUCUUGCAGUGACAAGAUAGCCACCUGGAACGCUAUAGGUAUUCAAGGUGCCCUUGGCUCGCGUUUCUUCCAUCCGAUCUACAUUUCCAAGGUAAUUAUUGGGGAGGUGGACGAGGGUAUGCAAGAACUUGUGCGAGCAGACUGCAAAAGGGCCUUCUGGGAGCGUCUCGAAUCUAUCCAUGACUUUCCCGCAGAUUAUCAACUUCAUAGACCGGAUGUGCAAUUUACAACCGUCAUUUUCCCUCACUCUCGAACGUCACUCACACCUCCGUCCAAUAGCUCGUGCAAUGAAUCCGUUUGUUGGAUUGCAGACUCCGCAAAAACUCCGGAGGUCCUUAUCAAUGGAGGAAAGCGAGGAGUUCCACCGAAACACCGUUAUAAAACUAUGUUCAGGUAA